AUGAAUUACUCCAACGAGCCAGAAUCCUACAAAGCCAAAGUCAUACAAGCUUUGCUCAACGAAGAAGAAGAUCCUCAUGAAGGUAUCGAAUGGACGACGCUUGAAGACUUCAUGGCCGAUAUUUUGCCCACCCGAGCCGAACUCAAAGUGCCCACGACGAAAGCCAAGCACCCUUCGGCACCUUCAGAGGAAAAGCUUCGAUCAAUAAAGACUAUCCUCGAGGAGAUGAGAAAGAACAAAGAAAACCGAGUCGAUCUCGUACAAACAUCGAAGAACAUCCAGCGAACAGAUGACGGCUUCUCGUUCAAACCGAACUCAAAAAAUCAAGAGUAA
This is a messenger RNA of Oikopleura dioica, 333 nucleotides long. Lineage: Eukaryota; Metazoa; Chordata; Appendicularia; Copelata; Oikopleuridae. The record is from the annotation of a GenBank genome assembly.